AUGGCGCCAAAGGCCCUUAUCCCUUUCCUGGUGGGCAUGAUGCUGCUCACCGGUGUCUGCAAUACGCUCUUCACCAAGUAUCAAGACAAUCAAUGCGUCCGGAACUGCGACGACCCAAAUCCCAAGAAGCGGCAGCCGUUUGAGCAGCCCGUGCUUCAGACGGCGCAGAUGUUCAUAGGAGAAGUUGGAUGUUGGAUUGUUGUCGGGCUAAGGCUCGCGUACCAACGCUACGCGAAUAGGAAGACUCCGGCUGCCAACGGAUACCAGGCAAUCCCUAGGGGGGACGCCGAAGUCGAUGAUAACGAUGAUGCUGCUAGCAUUAAUUCGGAACAGGCGCUUAUUCUUCCCAAUCCUCCGAUUAAGAGCAAUGUUGGUGUAGUCGAUGGGCCCCUAAGGGGCUUUGGCAUAAUACUCCUUUCGCUACCAGCUAUAUGCGAUAUCCUCGGCACGACGCUUGUGAACGCAGGUUUGUUCAUGGUAGCUGCCUCGAUCUACCAGAUGACUCGUGGUGCCUUGGUGCUGUUUGUCGGCUUGUUCAGCGUUUUUUUCCUGCACCGCAAGCUGCACUUAUUCCAAUGGGUUUCCCUCGUUGGUGUCAUGAUUGGUAUUGCGCUAGUUGGACUUGCGGGUAUUAUCUGGCCUGAUGCCAAAGCAGAGGCCAGCAACGCCUUGUUCCAGGCUGCGGAAGAUGUCGCUACUGAUGAGGGCCUCCGUGCUGCGUUGGGUGUUAUUCUCAUUGCCUUCGCGCAAAUUUUUACCGCUACACAAUUCGUUCUCGAGGAGUGGUUGCUAGAGCGUUCCAAAAUCGACCCCAUCGAGGUUGUUGGGUGGGAAGGUCUCUUUGGUCUUGCUGUUACCCUGAUCUGUAUGCUGGUACUACACCUCACCAUCGGGAGAUCUGAUGCUGGCCGCUACGGAAUGUUCGAUAUGGUUGAGGGUUUCCGACAGAUGACGGAGUACAGAGCUGUGUGGGUGUCUAGUGUACUAACUAUGAUCUCUAUUGGUGGUUAUAAUUUCUUCGGCCUCUCCGUCACUCGCAACGUCAGUGCAACAGCGCGAUCGACUAUUGAUAGCUGCCGAACCCUGUUCAUUUGGAUGAUUUCCCUCGGUCUCGGGUGGGAAGGAUUCAAGUGGCUGCAAGUUGCCGGAUUCGUCUUGCUAGUGUACUUUACUUUCUUGUUUAACGGCGUCGUACGCCCGCCGUUCAAAUUCCUCGAGCCAAAUGAGGAAGUAGAGGAGUUGCUCCCCGAAGAACCUAUCGAGCAUAACUAG
Molecule: messenger RNA, 1272 nt
Organism: Daldinia childiae
Lineage: Eukaryota; Fungi; Ascomycota; Sordariomycetes; Xylariales; Hypoxylaceae
Product: Solute carrier family 35 member F6
Exons: 3
Coding region: 1-1272 (423 amino acids)
Biological process (GO): pyrimidine nucleotide-sugar transmembrane transport
Cellular component (GO): intracellular membrane-bounded organelle; Golgi membrane
Molecular function (GO): pyrimidine nucleotide-sugar transmembrane transporter activity
Source: RefSeq, a predicted model, not a curated record